AUGUCUCUCUCUGGAAAAGUCGUCCUCAUCACUGGCUCCUCCAAAGGAAUCGGAAAGGCAACAGUCCUCCGCCUUGCCAGCGAAGGAGCCAGCGUAAUAAUCAACUACCUCUCCGAUGAAGCCGCAGCCAACAACCUUGUCGCACAGAUCGGGCCCGACCGCGCCUUAGCUGUCCAAGCAGAUGCAUCCAAUCUGUCCGAUCUCGAUCGCCUCGUGGAUUCCGCAGUCGCCAAGUUCGGGAAGAUUGACAUCCUCAUUCCAAAUGCAGGAAUCCUCCCAAUGAAGGACUUGGAGAAUACAACCGAAGCGGAUUUUGACAACGCAUACAAUCUCAUGGUGAAGGGCCCAUACUUCCUAGCCCAGAAAGCCACAAAGCACAUGCCCUCCGGUGGCAGGGUCAUUUUCAUCUCUACAGGGAUCACUGCUCUUUCCAGCGUCGCACCCGCCUAUCUUCUCUAUGCGUCUGCUAAAGGUGCCAUCAAUCAAAUGGCUCGUGUCAUGGCCAAAGACCUGGCACGGAAGAAUAUUAUCGUGAAUGCCGUCGCACCGGGGCCUACCACUACCGAGCUCUUCUUGAAGGGGAAGUCAGAACAGGUCCUCAAUGCAGUCGCUGGGUUUAGUCCGUUUGGUCGGAUUGGGAAACCGGAGGAGAUUGCUAAUGUCAUUGCCUUUUUGUGUGGAGAGGAUAGUAGCUGGAUGUCAGGUCAGAUUGUGCAGGUCAAUGGCGGAAUGGCGUAG
Molecule: messenger RNA, 738 nt
Organism: Penicillium roqueforti
Lineage: Eukaryota; Fungi; Ascomycota; Eurotiomycetes; Eurotiales; Aspergillaceae
Exons: 2
Coding region: 1-738 (245 amino acids)
Molecular function (GO): oxidoreductase activity
Source: RefSeq, a predicted model, not a curated record